This is a messenger RNA of Trichomonas vaginalis G3, 210 nucleotides long. RefSeq names its product adenosylhomocysteinase protein. Gene Ontology annotation, biological process: L-methionine cycle. The record is from RefSeq and is a predicted model, not a curated record. The transcript has a single exon. Lineage: Eukaryota; Parabasalia; Trichomonadida; Trichomonadidae. Gene Ontology annotation, cellular component: cytosol. Bases 1 to 210 code for a protein of 69 amino acids. Gene Ontology annotation, molecular function: adenosylhomocysteinase activity.
AUGAUCGGCGGCAAGACAGCUCUCGUCAUUGGUUACGGCGAUGUCGGCAAGGGCUGUGCUCAAUCCCUCCGUGGUCAAAUCGCUCGCGUUUUCAUCACAGAAGUCGACCCAAUAUGCGCUCUCCAGGCUGCUAUGGAAGACUACCAGGUCCGCCGCAUCGAGGAAGUCGUCAAGGAUGUAGAUAUCUUCGUUACAUGCACAGGAAACUGA